CCCACUUCUUAUCCCUCGUACCAAACGACCCGUUAGCGCCUAAGCCACAGACCGACAGUCACGACUCACAAGAACAACAAACACAAAAGGAUUUGCUGCAAACCUCGGAGAUCAUCAUAUUAGGGCAACUUCAAUCUGUCAAGAAUUUAUUUUUAUUCAUCAAAUCAAAAUGGCAGGACCAGCACUAAAUGAUCUCUUUCAAUCUCUCAUCUCCAAAACGGGACAUGAUAAAAUAACCAACGAAGAAUCGAAUGUGUUUGUUGAUUGGAAGUCUCGGGCCAGUAAUAGUUGUGCUUUCAGAGGUACUGUUGCCUCAGGUCUUGCUUGGAUUGCAACAAGGAAGUGGAGAACUGCUAAUCGUGUAUUACCUGUUACAGGAGCUUUUUUGCUAACUGUAGGAUGGACAUUUAGUAAAUCUGUAGACUCGUGCGUUGACCGUAUUCUUGGAAUGGAUGGGAGUCGGAUGCAGUAUGAACUGGAAAAAAUAAUACUGGAGAAGUAUGGUAAUGAUCCUGAGAAAAUGAAGCCCUUUUCCAAGCAUUUCUACUGUGAAGAAAUUUUCAAUGAUUCGGCCCCUGGACGUCCUAAAUCAGUUUACCGGCAACGGCAUCUGUAUGUAGAUGAUCAGCGGACGACAAAUGAAAAUCUAAAGCAUGAGUCUGCUAAGAAAGGUGUCAAUCAUCAACAUAAAAAAGAUGAUUCCAACGUCAAAUUGAAAAGCCCUAAUGCAGAGACUAAGCAAGUUCCUAUAUAUCCUGGCAUCAGUAGAUUUGGAUAUGGAGAUCCUCUUGAUGUACUGUUUGGGGGCUCAUCUUCAAAUGAAGAGCCUCUUCAGCCUGAUGAAUCUGAAAAUUUGGGCAAAGUGCAGAGUCGCAGCCAAAAAAGAGCUCGCCGUAGGCAUAGACUGCGUCAUGGUCGUCAGGAUUCGUUGCUGAUGGGGGGAAGUUGAUCAGAUUAUAGACAUCUAAAUAUUAUAUUGAGUGUUGAAUAAUGGCUGUCGUUGAUAAUUUAUCCUAAAAGGAGGGAAGACAAGUUUGUAUAUUAUCCCUGCUUUUGUGAUUCUUCUGGUGUAUCCCUGCUCCUUUCUUCUCUGUCUGUUUGUAUCAGAAAGCUAACAGUUUCCUGCAUUAACAUAAAUCAACCGAGUUACAUGAAAGAGAAUUCGGCUAUGCUCAGUUUCGAAUCAUGAAAUUCAUGUGAAAUCAGUUAGCUGAAAUUCACUGUUCGCUUA
Molecule: messenger RNA, 1231 nt
Organism: Spinacia oleracea (spinach)
Lineage: Eukaryota; Viridiplantae; Streptophyta; Magnoliopsida; Caryophyllales; Amaranthaceae
Exons: 6
Coding region: 170-949 (259 amino acids)
Source: RefSeq, a predicted model, not a curated record